Messenger RNA from Vidua macroura (Pin-tailed whydah), 4341 nucleotides. It is a transcript of the gene NIBAN2, whose product is annotated as niban apoptosis regulator 2. Lineage: Eukaryota; Metazoa; Chordata; Aves; Passeriformes; Viduidae. The record is from RefSeq and is a predicted model, not a curated record. The coding region runs from base 31 to 2967 and encodes 978 amino acids. The transcript has 15 exons.
GCCGCCCGGCCCGGCCCGGCUCCGCUCGCCAUGGGAGAUGUGGUCUCCACGCACCUGGACGAGGGUCGCCGCCAGCACAUCGCGGAGAAGACGGGGAAGGUGCUGGGCGAGUUCUGCCGGUGCUACAAGGAGCAGUUUGGAGUAGCUCUCUUCAACAGCGUCCGCUAUGAGAUCGAGGGCGCCGGGGGCCCGCAGGCCCAGCUGCUGCACCGCAAGGUCCCACUGGAGGACCACGUCAUCUACUCAGGCAACAUCUUCCAGUACAUCGAGGAGAACAAGAAGUGGAGGAACCGCUUCUGCGUGGUGCCACACAACUACGGGCUGGUCCUCUACGAGAACAAACUGGCCUACGAGCGGGAGCUGCCGCCCCGGGUGUUGGUCAACAGUGCUGGCUACAAGGUCCUCACCUCCGUGGAGCAGUACCUGGAGCUGGUCAACAACAGCCUGCCAGGUGUGACACCGAAAUCUGGGCACUCCCCCAUCCUGAAGUGCCCCACGGAUUUCCCGCUGAUCCUGUGGCACCCCUAUGCCCGGCACUAUUAUUUCUGUGUGAUGACGGGCAAGGAGCAGGAGAAGUGGCGGGCGGUGUUCCAGGACUGCGUGCGGCACUGCAACAACGGGAUCUCCGAGGACUCCAAAGUGGAGGCUCCAGCCUUCACGGACGCCAUCCGCAUGUACCGGCAGUCCAAGGAGCAGUACGGCACCUGGGACAUGCUCUGCGGGAACGAGACCCAGGUCCUGAGCAACCUGGUGAUGGAGGAGCUGCUCCCCGAGCUGAGGAGCACCAUCGGCCCCCGGCUGAAGGGCAAAGCCCCGGAGCGCCAGCGGACCUGGAUCCAGGUGUCGGAUGCUGUCUAUAGGAUGGUCUAUGAGCUGGCCAAGGCGCAGUACGACGCAGCGGUGGCCAGGUGUGAGCAGGAGCGGCCGCAGCUGGAGAGCAGCAUCCGCACGGACAUGGACCAGAUCAUCACCUCCAAGGAGCACCUGGCCAGCAAGAUCCGAGCCUUCGUCCUGCCCAAGGCAGAGGUCUGUGUCCGUAACCACGUCCAGCCCUACAUCUCCUCCAUCCUGGAGGCCCUGAUGACCCCCACGAGCCAGGGCUUCGCCGAGGCGCGGGAGGUGUUCUUCAAGGAGGUGACCGACAUGAACAUGAACGUUGUCAACGAGGGCGGCCUGGAGAAGCUGGUGGAGUACAUGGAGAAGCUGUCCCACCUGGCCUUCCACCCCGUGAAGAUGCAGUCGUGCUAUGAGAAGAUGGACCAGCUGAAACUGGAGGGUCUUCAGCAGCGAUUUGAUGUCUCCAGCACGUCCGUCUUCAAGCAGAGGGCCCAGAUCCACAUGAGACAGCAAAUGGACGAUGCCGUGUACACCUUCGAGACACUGCUGCACCAGGAGCUGGGGAAGCUGCAGGGCAAGGACGACCUCUGCAAGUCCAUCCAGCGCAUCCUCGAGAGGGUGCUCAAGAAAUUCGACUAUGACAGCAGCACCGUGAGGAAGAAGUUCUUCAGGGAGGCCCUGCUGCAGAUCACCAUCCCCUUCCUGCUGAAAAAGCUGGCACCCACCUGCAAGGGGGAAUUAGCCAAGUUUCAGGAGCUGAUCUUCGAGGACUUUGCCAGUUUCAUCCUGGUGGAGAACACCUACGAGGAGGUGGUGCUGCAGUCGGUGAUGAAAGACAUCAUGCAAGCUGUGAAGGAGGCGGCCGUGCAGCGGAAGCACAACCUGUACAGGGACAGCAUGGUGAUGCACAACAGCGAUCCCAACCUGCACCUGCUGGGAGAGGGCCCGGCCAUCGACUGGAGCGAGGAGUACAGCGGGCAGCCCGAGGCCGAGCCGGCGGCCGAGCGGCGCCGCAGGGCCAAGCAGGUGGUGUCGGUCAUCCAGGACGACGAGGGGGCCCUGCCCUACGGGGCCGAGGCGCUGCUGCAGCCCGGCUCCCCCGAGCCACGGGAGCCAGGGGAGGCACAUCCCGGGGUGCCCCCGAGCCCCCCGGAUGCGGUGAAGGAGAUCCGGGAGGCGCUGGCACAGGAGAGCCUCGGGGAUGGCGCCGGGGCGGAGGAGCGGCUGAUGAACGGCACCGACGCCAGCGGUGCCAGCGAGGAGGGCGUGCUGCUGGCAGGGGCUGCCCCAGGGGAUGUCACACAGCAAGGUCCAGCCCGUGGUGGAGACGGGGUGCGCUGUGCCACGGUGGCAUCACCAGCACCUGGAGCUGAGAAUCCAUCAGGGAUUGGGAGAGAACGUGUCACACCAGCACCGUCACCUGUCCCUGGAGCUGAGAUCCCACCAGGGACUGGGAGAGAACGUGUCACACCAGCACCGUCACCUGUCCCUGGAGCCGAGGUCCCAUCAGGAGCUGGGACACGCCGGGCUGCACCAGCACCGCCUGUGCCUGGAGCUGAGGUGUCAUCAGGGGGGCAGUGUGCCACACCAGCAUCGUCACCUGUCCCUGGAGCUGAGGUCCCAUCAGGGACUGGGAGACAACGUCCUGGACCAGCAUCACCUGUGCUCAGAGCUGAUGUCCCAUCAGAGGCCGAAGUGCCACAUGCCACACCAAGAUCAUCCGUGCCAGCUUCCCCCAUGUCUGGAGCUGAUGUCCCAUCAGGGGCUGAGGUGCCACAGGUCACACCGAGAUCAUCCGUGCCAGCAUCUCCUGUGCCCAGAGCUGAUGUCCCAUCAGGGGCUGAGGUGCCACACGUCACACCAAGAUCAUCCGUGCCAGCGUCCCCCGUGCCAGCUGACCCCCCAUCAGUGUCCAGCGUGCCACACGCCACAGCAGCACCACCCAGCCCCCGAGCCGAUGUCCCAGCAGAGGCCAGCGUGCCCCAUGUCACAGCAGCACCACCUGGAGCCCAGAGCCCACCAGCAGCGUGUCACCAGCGCGGUGACAAGGAGACAGGUGACAAGGAGCACAGCCCCCCGCAGCCCAGGGGCACCACAGAGAGCGGUGAGGGGGUGCAGACUGAGUUCUAGCCCCAGCCCCCCGCCAUGGACUGGCCCCGGUGACGCUGGGGCUGGGGGAGGGGGAUAGGACCCCUGGGAUGGAGAGCAGCACUGCGGGAGAGGGAGGGGAUGGGGACACCGAGACCUUACUGCCUAACGGGGGUCCCGCUGCCGUGGGGGCUGCCCACAGCCACAGCCCCCGCCGGGCCGGGCUGGGGUGGCCCCAGUCUGGCACGGGGCAUCCCCUGCGCUCUGCUCUGUCCUUCUUCUGCCUUAUUUUCUUUCCUGCUGAGGAGAUGCUUUACUGAAGAGCUUUAUGUGCCCCCCACACCAGUGCCUGGGGCUGCUGGGGGGGCUGGCACUAGCCCUGCUGAGGGUGGGUGUGCGGGACACUCCUGGCUGUCCCCAGGGUUGUCCCUGUCCCAGUCUGGGGCGUUUCCUGGGAGCCUGCCCACUGCCAUCCCAGCCGGGGGGGUUCCUGGGAGCCUGCCCACUGCCAUCCCAGCCGGGGGGGUUCCUGGGAGCCUGCCCACUGCCAUCCCAGCCGGCCAGCUCCAGGAGCACCAGUGGGAGCAGGGGCUGCAGGGGGUGAUGGCAAACAGGAUGGCAAACAGGGACACAACAGGGACAGCAACGCUGAGGGGCUUGAGCCACUGCCAAGGGGGAGAGUGCUGGGACAGGUGUGGGCUGCUGGUGCCCAGACUGGGCUCACAGCAUCCAGGUCAGGCUCACAGCAUCAAGGCUGAGCUCCGGGUACCCAGGCUGGGCUCACAGCACCCAGAGCCCACCCCCAGCCAUCCUCACCCCUAGGAGCUCCUAUUCUAGGAGCUAUUUUAAGUUCAGAGUUCAGUCUCUGGGGGAAGGUGGCACUCAUGCCAUGUCCCAGCUGUGCCUGGCAGGACUGGGAUAAUGCCAGGCUCAGCUUGCUGUGCAGUGGAGAGAUCCCAGCCCUUGCCCUCCAGAUCUCUUCAGCACCUUCCAUGGAUGGUUUCUCCAGCUUUGCAGAUUUUGGCAUCUGCUGUGAUGGCUGAGCAAAGAGCAGGGGUUUGCUGAGCCCCCCUGUGUGUCAUGGGGACAGGACUGCUGUGCUGCAGCCCCCACAGAGUGAUGCCAGAAGCCCUGGAGGUGCUGGGGGUCUGCAGGACUCCUGGGUGUGACACCUGGAGCAGGGACCAGCACCCCGACACCCACCUGUGCUUAGGUGCCACCGUUCCUGCCUCAGAAGGGGGGUGCCCAGCCUAACCCACUCAGGGGGCCCCCAAAGUGCCUUGGGAGGCCCCUCUCAAAGUGCCUUUCUCUGUGAACUUCAAACCUGUCUCUUCCAGGAUAUUUUAUUAAGAAAGUUAUACAAAUGUUUAAAGAUAUGCUUAUAAUAAUUAAUAAAAUGGAAAAGCUUUAUUUAAA